AAACAUAGUUGAGAAAAUUAACAUAAGAAUGGCUAUAAGCAAAAAACAUUUAAUCGCAUUUUUUCUCACUAUCAUCAUGGUCAUAUCUUUGGUUCAAUGCUCUGAUAGCUUUCCUGGUUUCGGAAUCAAGCAAGAGUGGAAAAAAUGUUUUAGUCAUGACCCUUGUAAAAAAGCAGGGACUCAAGGCUGUAUGGAGUUUUGCAGAGAUAUAAGCUUUUUAUUAUAUGGUGAAUGUACUCCCACCCAAUGUUGUUGUAUCUCUAAGACAAAAUAAUCUAUUACUAAUAAUUAUUAUUUCCAAAAGUUAAUAUCAUUAGCUUCUCUUAAAGUUUGUGAGAAACAAUAUAUUUCUUCUUUUUGUUCUUUA
Molecule: messenger RNA, 367 nt
Organism: Capsella rubella
Lineage: Eukaryota; Viridiplantae; Streptophyta; Magnoliopsida; Brassicales; Brassicaceae
Product: defensin-like protein 115
Exons: 2
Coding region: 29-274 (81 amino acids)
Source: RefSeq, a predicted model, not a curated record